Molecule: messenger RNA, 1420 nt
Organism: Mya arenaria
Lineage: Eukaryota; Metazoa; Mollusca; Bivalvia; Myida; Myidae
Exons: 7
Coding region: 171-1010 (279 amino acids)
Source: RefSeq, a predicted model, not a curated record
UCCGGACGAAUAAGAAAGUCAAGGGAAGUCUACUGCCAGUACUACUGGGUAUAUAAUUAUACAAGUUUCAAGUAUGAUCCAAAACUGUUGCCUGCUUCUCUCACCAUAGGGAGCAGUUAAAAGAUUGCAGUGUAAGCGGAAACCGGACGGAUAACUUUUAAACGAUCCUGAUGAUGACAUCAUUAUGUGUUUCUAUACUGCUGACAUGCUUGUGGUAUACAGUGUUCGGAGCAGUUUCAAUAUCAACUAAAAAUGAGUUUCCAAUGAAGGGGGAAAGCUUUACUCUAACAUGUACCAAUACCAAUCCAAGUAAUAGCAUCAACUGGGCUCUGGAUUCUAGUGGAUCUCCAAACAUACUUACCACAUGUGAUGCUUCAGCUGACAAUGCAUGUUUUCCACUUCCGAUUGGAUACUCGUUCUCCUCAAGUGUUUCUAUCAACACUUUUUACAUGCUGAUUAAGAGUGUUUCAUUAUCAGAUUGUGGGAUCUACACGUGUAAUGAUGCUUCAACAUCAGAAUCAGACUCUCUAACAGUUAAAAUUUCAGAUUUUAACAUAGAUGUGACUACACUCACUGUAUCUGAACCAGCAGAAAAAACAGAUGGCCAAGUUUCCAUCAUAACUGCUUGUUUGACACCAGUGUCUGCUGUAUCCACACAACGAUGUACAUACUACUCAAAGGAAGGUGUCGAGUAUGAAACCUGUGAGAAUGUUACACAAACCACUUCAUCAACUGGAUGUACUGAUACUUGCAAUGGGGAGGCUUGGGCAAAAGUAACUGUUCAAUAUCAGUAUACUCAAGCAACAAACAAUCCAGUGGAAGGCAAUUUGCGAGUUCGAAUCAAACACACUGGAGACUCAAACAACCCAAGGGAAAUUGUAUGGAAUUCAACUAACAUUCAAUGGGUGGAAGGUCCCAAAGGAAUGUCCAGCACUGCUUCAGCAAUGAUUGAGGAUACUACCAUUGUGACUGCUCUUUUAUCUGGUUAUUUGGGAUGGAGGCUGUGCUGAAAAACCUGGGCCAACCACUACAGCUACUGCUAGUACCGGGACAACCACUCACUACCACUACUCCUACUACCACUACUACACUACUACAAUAUACUUUUCAUUUACUGUCAGAAUGUAACCAUGCAACAGAAAUUUGCAGUUUUUUAAAUUGCAUUUUUUUUUCAAAUCUUACGAUCAGCAAAUUGAAGGAAUAAUGAGGUGUUAUCUUGAAAGACUAAACAUUUGAAACACUCCUCUACUAAAUGAAGCAAUGUAGUUGUUUUAUUUUAAAAUUGAUAACAUUUAUGUUAAUUAUACUUUAAUUGAAUGAAGUUAAAUGUGUCAGCUUUAUGGAUCUUUUUUAUGACAAGAGAAUUUAGAUCUUAAAACCGAAGAUAAAGAAAAGUUAAUAUAAAUUAUAUGAACAUGUA